Arvicanthis niloticus (Nile rat) is the source of this 3277-nucleotide messenger RNA. It is a transcript of the gene Znf512, whose product is annotated as zinc finger protein 512. Lineage: Eukaryota; Metazoa; Chordata; Mammalia; Rodentia; Muridae. Gene Ontology annotation, molecular function: zinc ion binding. The record is from RefSeq and is a predicted model, not a curated record.
GGGCCAGUCGCCGGCGAGACCACAUCCGGGAGAGGCGAGGAGAGCGGAAGUGGCGUUGGUCUGGCCGGAGCCCUUGGGUGAAAUUGUUAGGCGUGGAGGGGGAGUGAUGUCUUCCAGACUCGGUGCAGUCACCGCCACCCCGGGACCCACAUCCCUUAAGCAGCAGAGGAGCACCAGGAUCGUGGGAGCUAAGAAUAAUAGGACCCAGUGCUCCAUAAAGGAUAAUAGCUUCCAGUACACCAUCCCUCAUGAGGACUCCUUGAGUGGCUCGUCAUCCGCCUCCUCGUGUGAACCAGUGAGUGACUUCCCGGCAACCUUCCGAAAAUCUACCUACUGGAUGAAGAUGAGAAGAGUCAAGCCUGCUGCCACUUCACAGGCUGAAGCUGCAGGUGAAAAGGAAAAGGAGAAGGCCAAAGGAAAAAGGAAAAUCAAGCAGGAAGAAGAUGAAGACUAUCACGAGCUUCCUCAAAAGAAGCACAAGCUGUAUGGGAGGAAGCAGCGGCCUAAAGCUCAGCCUCACCCCAAACCCCAGGCUCGUCGGAUUCGGAAGGAGCCGCCAGUCUAUGCAGCAGGCAGUAUGGAGGAAAAAUGGUACUUAGAGAUCAUGGAUAAAGGCAGUGUGUCCUGUCCUACCUGCCAAGCAGUGGGGAGGAAGACUAUAGAGGGUUUAAAGAAACACAUGGAAAACUGCAAACAGGAAAUGUUUACCUGCCAUCAUUGUGGGAAACAACUUCAUUCACUGGCAGGAAUGAAGUACCACGUCAUGGCCAAUCAUAAUAGUUUGCCAAUUUUGAAGGCAGGAGAUGAAGUAGAUGAGCCAAGUGAGAGGGAACGGCUUCGAACAGUUCUAAAGAGAAUGGGAAAGCUCCGGUGCAUGCGUGAGAGUUGCUCCAGUACCUUCACCAGCAUUAUGGGAUAUCUGUACCAUGUUAGAAAAUGUGGCAAAGAAGCUUCGGAGCUGGAGAAGUUGGCCCUGAAAUGUCACCAGUGUGGGAAAGCAUAUAGGUCAAAGGCUGGGCUUGCAUACCACAUGAGGUCAGAGCACGGGCCUGUCUUCUUCCCAGAGUCAGAACAGCCAGACUGUUUAAAGGAGAUGAGUUUGGAGGCAAAGGGUGGAGGCCGAGUCCAGCGACGUUCAGCCAAGAUAGCUGUGUACCAUCUGCAGGAGCUGGCAUCCGCUGAACUAACUAAGGAAUGGCCAAAGAGGAAGGUGCUCCAGGACCUGGUACCCGAUGACCGGAAGUUAAAAUAUACUCGCCCUGGGUUACCUACCUUCAGCCAGGAAGUCCUGCACAAGUGGAAGACGGAUAUUAAGAAGUACCAUCGCAUCCAGUGUCCUAACCAGGGUUGUGAAGCUGUCUACAGUAGUGUAUCUGGCCUGAAAGCUCACCUGGGCACUUGUACAUUGGGCACCUUCGUGGCUGGAAAGUACAAAUGUCUUCUGUGUCAGAAAGAAUUUGUGUCAGAGAGUGGUGUCAAGUAUCACAUCAACUCUGUGCACGCCGAGGAUUGGUUUGUUGUGAACCCAACAACCACGAAAAGCUUUGAGAAGCUGAUGAAGAUAAAGCAGCGGCAGCAGGAGGAGGAGAAGCAGCAGCAGCAGCAGCAUGGAAGGCGGCGGUCUCUGAGGAGGCAGCAGCAGCCCCGCACUGAGCCUCCAGAGAGCCAGCCGGAGCCGAAGGUGGGGAAGGAGCAGGGCGGGAAUGAGGAGCUGGUGGGAUCCGAGCCGGAGCCAGUGCCAGUACAGCCCCAGAAAGCUGAGCCUGCCAGGACCACUCACAAACGAGGGAGGAAGUAGACAGCCAUUGAGCAUGCUCCAAGGAGAGUGGAUGUGAUGCAGUUGUCAUGGGAACACGUGCAGGGGAGGCCUGAGUCAGGCUAGAUGAAGAUGCUUUCGUCUAUUGCUGUUGGGCUCUGGCUCUCAGCUCCUCUGUGUAAAUUUCACAGUCUUCCUGCCUCAGUAGGUUCAUAUUCCCAUGGAGUCCUCUUGCUUUUCUGUUGCCCGAGAGCUCCCGUGGCAAAGCAACUGCAGGUCCCCUCGCCUGUGCAAGGUUAAGAAAGAAGUCUUCAGCUGGUUUUCUUCAUUCUUUCCUGUCUGGGUUAUGAAUGUUCUUGGAAUCUCCAUUGAUUUAGUGGCUCCUCUUGUUAUUUAGCUUAUAAAACAGUUCAAAACUAAUUUUUUAAAAAGAUGUAACAGGUUUUAUCCUCCUGUGUUUGUGACAUAAGAGGACUGGAAAGGAGAACUGCCACGUUUGUUACAGUGUGGCCCUGAACUGCAGGAAGUGGAGCCUGACAGAGGCUGCUUGUCUUUAAUUAGGUUUUACUGUUGAGAGGAAGAAAAUGAUUUAGGAUGGAAAAACUAGGAGCUCACUAUGCUUGCUUCUGGAGCAGGGACUAAUUGAACCCACAGGCAGGAGAACAGCCUGAGGAGUCUGUGUCCCAAACACUAAGAUGGCAAGGGAGGGGCCCUACCCUCCUAGACUGCCAGCAUCCCUUACUGUGUUGACUUGGUGCCCUGGCCUCUGGCAAUGACACUGAGGCUGCAAAGCAAGGUGUGCUGUCCCUCUCCCCUGUGCUUACCUCACUUGUUAAGCCACACCCACUUAAUUCGUCCAUGGCAUUAGCUCACCUCUGUCUGAAUGUUCUGAGAAUUCUGUCCUGCUGUUUUGUAUAUGGAGUUCUAUCAGCUUUAUAUUGUGAGAUUCUGACACUAGAUGUAGAUAUUUCUCUGGAGCCGGAAAGAAUGGUCUCUGUACCUCAUGCCUGUCUGGUGGUGUUCAGUGGACUCUUCCCCUGGAGGGUGGAUAUCUUGGAACAUGGGUUAGAAUAAGUAGCCUUGUUGUUGUGUUUCUGGUUUCUCUUCCUCCUUUUGUGUAAAUAUUGUUCUUCUAUAUUCCCACCUAUUGUGUGGCAUAUGCCACUUACCAAGCUAACCUUGUUAUGGACAAAUACCACCUUUCCAAACUCUGAAAGGCAAUUUGCCACCCUUGAAGUCUCUGUUCUCUGUGCUCUUCUAAAUAGCUUUAUCAUGUGUGCUUUGUGAAGCCCAUGUUUCAAUAAUGGGGCAUUAAAACUUGAGUUGGGCACUGCCAGAAGGGUCAUUUUGAAAUAAGUCAAGGAAAUGAUGUGUUUGUGCUGUUCUUCAUUCCUGCUUACACCCGUAAAACUCCGGUAGUAGGUGAGGGUGAGGGUGGUGGGGGAGAAAGAAGAAGCUAUGUGAAGUUCUGAUGACAAGGACUUGGAGAAUAUUUGGCAAAUAAAAUGACUCUCUCAGAAA